Messenger RNA from Aureobasidium subglaciale EXF-2481, 999 nucleotides. RefSeq lists its product as uncharacterized. Gene Ontology annotation, molecular function: 4-hydroxy-tetrahydrodipicolinate synthase activity. The record is from RefSeq and is a predicted model, not a curated record. The coding region runs from base 1 to 999 and encodes 332 amino acids. The transcript has 7 exons. NCBI's taxonomy places the organism in Eukaryota, Fungi, Ascomycota, Dothideomycetes, Dothideales, Saccotheciaceae.
AUGUCGGUCUCACAAAGAAGCGAAGCUACUGCUACACUGAGGCCCGGAGUGUAUACACCGUUGCCCACAUUCUUUUACGAGGACGAGGAGUUGAAUCUGGUGGAGUAUCGCAAGCAUCUGCUUCAUGUUGUCGGAAAAGGAGCACUACCUGUAUGUGCUGGAUCACUAGGGGAGGCAGUACACCUGAGCCGCGAGGAGAGAUCGAUUUUGAUCCGAUGCACAAGAGAAACAUUGGAUGAGCAGGGAUUCGAAAGCGUACCAAUCGUUGCAGGUGUUGGGGGCCUGAGUACUCGAGAGACCAUUCAGCUCGCGAAGGAUGCCUUCGAGGCAGGGGCAACAGUUGGUAUGGUGAUUCCUCCAGCUUACUAUGCCGCCAUUUUGCAACAAGACUCAGCACAGAUUGAGCAGUACUAUGUGGACAUUUGCAAAGGAUCGCCAAUGCCACUGCUGCUGUACAAUUUUCCAGCCAACUCAGCCGGUCAAGAUCUUUCCGCAUCCACGAUACAGGCCAUCAUUGAACGAUCACCAAAGCUAUGUGGUGUCAAACUCACAUGUCAAGGUCGCAUGGAGAAAUUGACGCAUAUCUCAGCUUUGGUCGAAACAUCGGGCGAGAAAAACUUCCUCAUACUGGAUGGCGUGAUGAGCGAUUUAUCGACAUGGAGAACAUCUGGUGGGCAUGGUACUGUGAGCGGCAUCUCUAACAUAGCGCCAAUGUCGACAGUUAGGCUUUGGACGCUCUGUUGCCUGGAAAUUCGAUCCGAGAAGGAGGACAAAGAGCUUGAGGAAGUGCUGUCUGUGCUCAGUAGAGUCGAUGCCGUGAUAAUGCCAUUGGGAGUUCGAGGACUCAAAUUUGCACUAGCAUAUCUGUACGGUUACGGGAAGAACCCACGAAAGCCGUUAUUGUCCCUUGACAAGGAAAAUAGAGACCUGGUGGUGGGGUUGCUCAAUCCACUGUCGGAUAUGGAGAAGAGAUACGGGAACACAGUUCUCUGUUCAUAA